AUGUCCCAUGGCUUCAGACAAGAUAUGCCCCCACCGGGAGGGUACGAGUCGAUCAAGUAUAAGCGGAACCUGCCAAUCAGGGGACCAGGGGGUGUGGUCAUUUUCGGGGCGGUAGCGGCGGUGUGCGCGUUUGGGUUCUGGCGGGUCGGCAUGGGCAAUCUGGAGAAGCGAGAACUCCAGCGCGAACAAGCCUGGUCACGGAUCUACCUCGUCCCUCUCAUCCUCGCCGAGCAAGAUCGGGACGCGUACAGAAGAAAUCAGGCCGCUUUGGCACGAGAAAAGGAGAUCAUGAAGGAUGUGCCGGGAUGGGAGGUUGGCAAGAGCGCGUACAAUACCAAGAGAUAUACGCCUAGUACGAUCGUCGUACUAUAG
Dioszegia hungarica is the source of this 372-nucleotide messenger RNA. RefSeq names its product GRIM-19. The record is from RefSeq and is a predicted model, not a curated record. The transcript is spliced from 4 exons. The coding region runs from base 1 to 372 and encodes 123 amino acids. Lineage: Eukaryota; Fungi; Basidiomycota; Tremellomycetes; Tremellales; Bulleribasidiaceae.